UUAUUAUUCAUUUUCUCUUGUUCACGCUCUCCAUUGUGCUAGUAAUGAGAGUGUGUGGAUGCGUCUUAAAUUGCAGAAAUGGUUUAUUGUUAUCUUAAAUAUUAUUAUUUAUGAAGUAGGCCUAGAAUGAUUUGAUCGAAAGCAAAUCGUUUAGUGGGAAUCACUGCAUUGACAACAUUCUGUGUUAACACAAUCCAUCUUAACCAGCCUCACCUCCAACAUGUUCAAAUCACAGCAGAAAGUGUUGAAGUAGUUUCAUUUACCUCGAUGACGUGCGUUCGUGGAAGCUGGGAUGACUGACACAUGACAAGGGCCCCUGUCACCAUGACAACAUGCUCUAAUGGAGGCCCCUCCUCCUAAAGUACAUAACCCCUGUCUCUGAUCUGGCCUGCACUUGCUCCAUCUCUCUGCUGCACCGAGACUGCUGUGGGGAGCAUGUCCACUGACUGUGUGAGGUCACUCUCAGACAAAGCCGAACACACACUCACCAUGCACGAACAUCUCUAUGGGAACGCUGAAAUAAUGGACAAUCAGAAGCACAGCUCCGAGGAACAUCAGCAGGACAAACUGGGACAGAAGAAACCCCGCAGGAAAGACACUCCCGUUCUCAACAGCCCUCCACUCAUACCAGGCGUGAGAUUGAUGAAGACAGAGGCUCGAAUGAUUCAUCAGGAGGAUGAGGAGAAAGAGAUGAAGAAGUAGAUGCGUGUUCGAAACAUUCGGUUUUCACUGUUGUUUGUGUUAUUUUUGACCGUUGACUGAGCCUUCAUUAAAUGUAGGUUUUGCAGAUAUUUUUUUGAGUUG
Rhinichthys klamathensis goyatoka is the source of this 804-nucleotide messenger RNA. RefSeq names its product protein phosphatase 1 regulatory subunit 17 (gene ppp1r17). The transcript is spliced from 4 exons. The record is from RefSeq and is a predicted model, not a curated record. Gene Ontology annotation, molecular function: protein phosphatase inhibitor activity. Lineage: Eukaryota; Metazoa; Chordata; Actinopteri; Cypriniformes; Leuciscidae. Gene Ontology annotation, biological process: regulation of phosphatase activity. Bases 436 to 702 code for a protein of 88 amino acids.